Sphaeramia orbicularis (orbiculate cardinalfish) is the source of this 1009-nucleotide messenger RNA. RefSeq names its product microfibril-associated glycoprotein 4-like. Lineage: Eukaryota; Metazoa; Chordata; Actinopteri; Kurtiformes; Apogonidae. Bases 115 to 828 code for a protein of 237 amino acids. The transcript is spliced from 8 exons. The record is from RefSeq and is a predicted model, not a curated record. Gene Ontology annotation, biological process: blood coagulation.
UCCUCAUCCUUCAGACUCCUCUGGUCUCCACACAGUUCGAGAAUCUGAAACAUCAGGUUUUAUCUCCUCAGGAGUUUGACGACAAAGAGCAUCACAAACUUCAGGGACAUUACAAUGAAGCUGGUUCCGGUCCUCGUCAUCCUCCUGUUUCCAGCCUUAACCUUCUGCAGAAACUCCGAACAGCUGGUGGACUGCAGCGACCUGAACCAGGACAAACGUCUGAUGAGCGGAGAGUUCGUCAUCUACCCGGUGGACGGCCGAGCGGUGCAGGUUUACUGCGACAUGGAGACGGACGGAGGAGGAUGGACGGUUUUCCAGAGGAGGAUGGAUGGAUCGGUGGGCUUCCACAGACCCUGGGACCAGUACAAGAAGGGCUUUGGAGACGUUAACGGAGAGUACUGGCUCGGUCUCGACAACAUCCACUACUUGACGCGUCGACGAGACUAUGAACUGUUGGUGGAAAUGUCAGACUUCGAUGGAAACAACGUGUCGGCUCGUUACGCCACAUUCUUCGUGGGCGGUGAACAUCGUGGAUAUGAACUGCACAUAUCUGAAUUCACCGAUGGAGGCGCCGGAGAUGCUCUGAGUUCCCACAACGGGAUGAAGUUUUCCACCUUCGACAAAGACCAGGAUCCUUCAUCGUACAACUGCGCCAAAACGUAUCUGGGGGGGUUUUGGCACCACGCAUACUGUGCUUAUGGAAACCCCAACGGGGCUUAUCUCUGGGGGUAUGAUGGGAAUUAUAAGUUUGGUGUGUUCUGGUACUACUGGAAGGGUUAUUACUACUCCAUGAAGAACUUCAGCAUGAAGAUCCGUCCUCUGGUGUAGAUCUCCAGGAGGAUUUACAGCAAAAUAUCAGCGGUUUCUUUUUCUUUCUGUCUAUGAUUUGAAAAUGGGCUCUUUUCUCCUGAAAGUACGAUCUCCAAACAACAAAUCGCACUUAUAGGCUUCAGGGUCUAUAUGUAGUAUUUAUAUUAGAACUGUCAAAAGUAACCUGUUAACGCAGAUU